AAAUUCUUUUGAAAAUUGUCAAUUAAAUAAAAACCGUAGCGGUCGCCUGAUGCCAGAAGCAGUCACAGUUAUUGCGUAUUCGUUAGCGGAUCACGCACGCAGAUACAGCAUCGUCAUAGCCGCACAUGGAACUGUUAGGCACAAAAAAAAUCGAAGUUAACAAAAACGAUUAAAUAGUGAAAGUGUGAAUAAUUAAAUAACAAAAACAAACAAAAAUUGCCAAAAAACCAAAACAAACAAUGAAAAAUAUUGUUUUUAUUUUCGCAGCAGCGUUGCUGUGCUUCUGUGCCACCACUGCACGCGCCGAUCUACUCGAUUGCAAUGAGAAAAUCCUACCAUCUUUGUCAGAUGUGCCUGUCAUAGGACCAAAAGUGGCCAGCUCCGAGGACAGCGCUGAGCAUCAAGUACGCGAUUUCUUCAAAAACGUUGGCUGUCAAAUAAAGAAAGGCGCUGCAAAGGUUUCCGAACAGGCCAAAAAGUUGGGCACCGAACUGAAGGAGGGCGCAAAGAAAUUCGGUGAUAAGGCGAAGGAUCUGGGCUCUGAUCUAAAGGAUAAGUUUGGCGAUUUCAAGGAAAAAUUUUCGAGUGAUUCUGUAGAGGAGGAGCGCACAUCACAUGGCCUAUUGCGCAAUGUGGAAAUCAUAAAUCCAGAUCUGCUGAAAGCUGAGCAACAAUGCGGCCAUGGACACAUUUUGGAUGCAUUGGGCAAUUGCAGCAAAUUGAGGAAGUGAUUUUGUGUAACAGUUAAACGCGAAUUUAUUUAGUUCCUCAAGAGUGAUGUAUAUUUCCAAAGAAUAUGAAAUUACUGUGAAUUUAACCCAAUAACUAACAAUUAAAUUUAAAUUAUAUACAAAUAGUAGCUCUCAAUCUUAACUGAAAAGUUACAUUUGUGCGUAAAAAUCUAAAUUGAUAUGAACUGAAUACUAGCAUCAGUAUUUGAGCUCGUUUAGUGCCAAAAAAUAUUAAUUGUAUCUAAAAAGAAAUUAUUUGAAAUGCAUAUGUAAGCUUUUAUUUUAUGUAUAUACAUAUGUUCAACGACUUUGUUACUUUUAGGUUUAAGAUGAAUUUUAUAUUGCUUCUAAACAUAAUUGAUUUAUCAGUUUAAAUAGUUACAUAUGUACACAUACAAAAAUUUAAAUUAAAGAAAAAAUAAAAAUAUA
Molecule: messenger RNA, 1160 nt
Organism: Rhagoletis pomonella (apple maggot)
Lineage: Eukaryota; Metazoa; Arthropoda; Insecta; Diptera; Tephritidae
Exons: 1
Coding region: 240-731 (163 amino acids)
Source: RefSeq, a predicted model, not a curated record